This is a messenger RNA of Alnus glutinosa, 576 nucleotides long. Its product is annotated as small ribosomal subunit protein eS27y. The record is from RefSeq and is a predicted model, not a curated record. The transcript has 4 exons. NCBI's taxonomy places the organism in Eukaryota, Viridiplantae, Streptophyta, Magnoliopsida, Fagales, Betulaceae. Gene Ontology annotation, cellular component: cytosolic small ribosomal subunit; ribosome. Gene Ontology annotation, molecular function: structural constituent of ribosome; RNA binding. The coding region runs from base 151 to 411 and encodes 86 amino acids. Gene Ontology annotation, biological process: ribosomal small subunit assembly; translation.
UAUAUUGAUCCUGAUUUCCCAAAACCUCUCCUUCGACUGCAGUCAUCGGACGUUCUCGCGCUCUCGGCAGAGCUUCUUCUAGAGUUCGCGUUCUUUAUCAGCUUCUUCUUCUAGGAUUCGCUUCAUUGUCAGCUUCUCUCUCUGGUCAAGAUGGUUCUUCAAAACGACAUCGAUCUGCUCAAUCCUCCGGCCGAGCUUGAGAAGAGGAAGCACAAGCUCAAGCGUCUCGUGCAAUCUCCCAACUCUUUCUUCAUGGACGUGAAGUGCCAGGGUUGCUUCAACAUAACAACGGUGUUCAGUCACUCGCAAACGGUGGUGGUUUGUGGAAACUGCCAGACGGUGCUGUGCCAGCCGACUGGUGGGCGCGCUAGGCUUACCGAGGGCUGCUCUUUCAGAAGGAAGAAUGAUUGAUUAAUUGUUGGCUGUUUGCUUAGUAGAGUUCCUGUGGGGCGCGCCUGGUUUUUGUUUUGAUAUGUGUUAUUACUUUAGGAACAAGUUUUGGACAUCUAUUGUUACGUUGUUGUUCGUAUCUUAAAUUUUAUUUGGUGAAAUGGAACUUGUUUUUGUUUGACAUUA